GCAGGAGAAGCCGGAAGUAAACAGAGAGAAACUAAACGUCGCAGCUGAAAUCAUGUCUGUUUCUAACCCGAGACAAACCUUUUUAAACCCGGCGAUCCCCUUCGCUGGGACGAUCCUGGGCGGUCUGUUGCCGGGGGAGAUGGUCCUCAUUCAGGGCUCCGUGCCGUCUGACGCUGACAGGUUCCAGCUGGAUUUCACGUGUGGCAGCAGCGUGGAGCCGAGGGCCGACGUGGCGUUCCACUUCAACCCGAGGUUCAAGCAGAGGUCGCCGUGCAUCGUCUGCAACACGCUGCAGAAGGGGAGCUGGGGCCGAGAGGAGAUCCUCUACAAGAAGCCCUUCACUGUCGGAGCCACGUUCGAGCUCAUCGUCCUCGUCCUCAAAGACAAGUUCAAGGUGGCGGUGAACGGAGGUCAUGUGCUGGAGUAUAACCACAGACUCGACCUGGACCGAGUCGACACGCUGCUCAUUUCUGGGAAGGUCAAAGUUGAAGUGAUCGGCAUCCUCCCGAGCUCUACUUCAGUUUCUCCUGCAGCCAGUCUGACCAACGCGGAACCAGAGCUGAAACAGUUAAUCUCUUCAUCUGCUGACUCGCCGAUAAUUUCCUCAUCAGGCGACUUGAGCGUUCCCUUCAGAGGUGAGCUGGUGAAAGGCCUCGGCGCCAAACGCAGCAUCAACAUCAAAGGAGAAACCAAUCGCAACGCAACCAGUUUCAGUGUGAACCUGAUAGUGUCCGGCGGCAGCGACAUCGCUCUUCAUCUGAACCCUCGUCUGAAGAAAAGCGUCUUCGUCAGAAACUCCUUCCUGUCGGACUGCUGGGGUCCCGAGGAGACGCAGCUGGAGGGCAGAUUCCCCUUCACUGCAGGGAAAUACUUUGAGAUGAUCAUCCUGUGCGACUCUCAGAAGUUCAGAGUCGCCGUUAACGGCUUCCACCAGCUGGAUUACAAACACCGGGUGCAGGAUCUGAGCUGCAUCACUCAGCUGGAGGUGAUCGGCGACGUCACUCUGCAGGAUGUCAAGCUGCUCUGACCUCUGACCUCUGACCCCCCCGACUCCCCUCGCCUGCAUCUUUUUACAUAUUGUACUAAUAUACAGUAUUUAUAACCGUUUGAAGAAAAGCUGCAACCUCACAAUACUCAUAUCCCGUUAUUAAUCAGCGCCAAGUUCAAGAAAUGUUUAAUCUGUCGAAGGAAAUGUUAAAUUUUUGUAAAGUUUGAGUUCAUAAUGUGAGUUUUUUUUUUUUUUAAUCACAAGAAGAUUUCAAACCUGAAGCCGGAAUGAAAGUAUUGUAAGAUCAAAAACACAUCGCCUAUCUGUCUGUAAUCAUUCCUGUUAACAUACUUUGUAACCACAUUAAAAACACAAGCUUGUUUAUGUGUGAACGGAUCAAAUAAACUGACCUCCAGGA
Messenger RNA from Scomber scombrus (Atlantic mackerel), 1406 nucleotides. RefSeq names its product galectin 8a (gene lgals8a). The coding region runs from base 53 to 1027 and encodes 324 amino acids. The record is from RefSeq and is a predicted model, not a curated record. Gene Ontology annotation, molecular function: carbohydrate binding. Lineage: Eukaryota; Metazoa; Chordata; Actinopteri; Scombriformes; Scombridae. The transcript has 10 exons.